CACAGAGGCUGGAGCAGGCAAGGCGACUGUGCACAUACAUACACACACAUAGACACACGCACAUACACACACGCAGAUACAGAUCAUCCACUGCAGGAGCAACACGGGCAUGCCAAAAUAACAGCAAAAAAAAAAAAAAAAAAAAAAACGGAGACAAGCAGAAGAAGAGGAGGCCUGUUGCAGCUGCUAAGGAAUGUCCACCGUGCAGACCUGAGGUAGAAAAUGAAGCGCAAGAGCGAGAGGAGGCGAGCCGAGUCGAGGAAAAAGCGCUGUGCAGCCCAGCACAGCUCAGAGGCGGAGCCAAACUCUGAUGUUUACAUUGAGAUUGCAGACUUUACUCAGUAUGCGCAAGUCCUCUUGAAGAAAAACAGCCUUUCUCUGCAAAACGUCAUGUUCAAAACUGCGGGCAAGAUGACCGCGGACGAUGUUUCGUCCAGAUGUAUUGAGUUCAUCAAGGAUCAACUAUAUUUCGCCACACUUCAGCAAAAGAUCAAGAGCACAGCUGAACGACACUGCUUCUGCAUAGAUGAAGAGCUGGCCUAUGAAAACUUCUAUGCGGACUUUGGUCCCCUUAACCUGGCCAUGUUUUAUCGCUUCUGUUGCAAGCUGACAAAGAAGCUCAAGUCCAUUACACUUUCAAGGAAGAAGAUCAUAUUUUACACCUGUGGAGACCAGAAGAAACAAGCUAAUGCUGCCUAUUUAAUAGGCUCAUAUGCAGUAAUGCACCUUAACAUGAUGCCGGAGGAGGCCUACAGUCUGCUGGUGUCAAGGAAUGCAACAUAUAUUCCAUUCAGAGAUGCUUCGUUUGGAACCUGCAUGUACAAUCUCAAUAUCCUAGAUUGCCUCCGUGCCGUUCACAAGGCUCUGCAGUACGAUUGGCUCGACUUCUCCAACUUUGAUGUGGAAGAAUAUGAGCACUAUGAGAGAGCAGAAAACGGCGAUUUGAACUGGAUCAUUCCAGGAAAGUUCCUCGCAUUCAGUGGUCCUCACCCAAAAAGCAAAAUAGAGAAUGGCUACCCUCUGCAUGCUCCUGAGGCCUACAUCCCUUACUUCAGGAAACACAACAUCACUAGUGUCGUCCGACUCAACAAAAAGAUGUAUGAUGCCAGACGUUUCACAGAGUCGGGCUUUGAACAUCACGACCUAUUCUUUGUGGACGGGAGUACACCGAAUGACUCUAUCGUCAGAAAGUUUCUCAACAUCUGUGAGAAUGCAGAAGGAGCCAUCGCUGUCCACUGCAAAGCUGGUCUCGGGCGAACUGGCACUCUGAUUGGCUGCUACAUGAUGAAGCAUUACCGCCUGACUGCUGCAGAGGUGAUAGCCUGGAUACGGAUCUGCCGGCCUGGGUCCAUCAUUGGACCUCAGCAGAACUUUGUGGAAGAAAAGCAGAACAGUCUGUGGGCAGAGGGAGAUGUUUUCCGGGAGAAAAUGCUUAAUGAACGAGAGAAUGGUAAAAUGGCCGUAACCAGAAUCCUGUCUGGAGUUGAUGACAUAACCAUUAACGGGAGCAACAAGAACAGAGCAUCCAAGAAAGAAGAAAUGGAAAUGUAUAAUGAUGAGGAAGAGAGAAAUGGCCUCACGCAGGGCGAUAAACUGAGAGCCCUGAAGAGCAAGCGACAGUCCAGAUCAUCAUCAGGGUCGUUAUCGCAGGUGGUAGUGUUCUGCUGCAGCCUCAUGGGUACGGCGUGGCCUCUGUGUUGCCUGCCGUUGAAAAGAUAGCAGAGAGAGAGGCAGAGAAAGAGUUGGGGAGAGGAAAAAGAAUAAGAGAGGAUGUGAGGUUUUGUAUGAUGGAGGUAAGUGCACGCCACUUCCUUUCAAGCUGAUAUCCUCUUCCUGUAGAAACGGUUGCUAUGCCAGUGAAUGGUAUGGCUAACGGUAUGGCUGAUUUGAAAUUGUUCUUUUUUUUUUUUUUUUUCUUCUUAUUCCUCUUUCUUUCUUUGGAUGACUGUGGUGUGAAGUGGACAUGCAAUUAGUGGAUGCAUUACAUUUAAGCCCAUCAUUGUCUGCCUCUCAUAGACACACUGAGUUGUUCUGCUUUGAUAUGGAGGCUUAUCUGAGAUAUCCUCUAAAUUACAGUAAAGCUCUCAAGUUGAGCCUGCUGUACUUGCUUACAGCAGCACCAAUUAUUCAACUAAUCACAGUUUUGCUUAGGAUCUGGAUUAGUUGAAUUAAAUGUUUUAGUGCUUGGCUUGCACUAGUGACUUGGCACCACUCAAGAAAAAAAAAAAGUUUAAGCAAAGUAUUGACUCUGGGUCUUCGUUCUGAGCUGCAGUAGUUAUUGUUUAUUUAAGUAGCUAAUUUGUCUGAUCAGCCAUUUAAGCUCUAAGUGUAUUUGGAAAUUGUCAGUAGGACUUGGGUCUUAGCAUCAUUUCAUUAGACUGAGGUGUACUGUGAGUUCAUUAGAAACUUGAAGAUGGUAAAUUCCCCUGGAUCUGGGUUCUAAUAUACUGGAGUAACAUGUGUGAGCUUCACACAAGGUAGUGGGAUGAAAGGGGGUUCUUAUCUGUUCUCAGGAGGGAGACUUUGUUGCACUUUAGACCAUAUGCCUUAUCAAUGUACACGUUGCUACCAGGAUCCGAAAUUAACACCCACCCUGCAUCAAAUCAUGAGUAAAUAAAGGAAAGCUAUCUGCCACAGUAGGUGUACCAAAAUAGUCAUGUAAUAAAAUAUGUUGCAUAAUGGCGCGUAGAGAAUUACUCAUGUUUGUCCCUAAACAGUGUUGACCCAUAUUUGUUUUUUUAGCCGUGUCAUAAGGAGCACUCAAGACAGUCUGAGGCAAAGGAGUGCCAGUCACAGACCAUCUCAAGUGCUCCUAGUUUCACAGCAGUUUUUUUUAAUAAUAUGGGACAUCAACUACUCAACAUUGCAGCUCUAUGCUAAACUGUCACGUGCCGUCAGUCUGCUGCUAGUUCAAUUAGUUAUCAAUACUUUAUCAUCACAAUUAAAUAUGUAUAUGUGACACAAAAGGACAAUUUAUUAAUUUUCCUGGUAAAAAUAUGUUUGGCUGGUGGAUUUUUUUUUUUUCAUCUACUAGUCCACUUGGCAGGUGAGUCAAAGUUAAUUUCGGACACUGAUUGCUACGUAAACAUUAACUUGUAGCUGAACGUUCACUAUCUGCCUCCUCUGUUUGUCUUCUUAUGUAACACUGAAGUGCACGUUGAAUUUUCAGUGACGAUUAGAACGGCAAUUAUAUGAAAAGUGUUCUUCAUCUCUUCUGCCUUUUCCAUGCAUGGCAACAGGCAUGACACCCUUGGACAUGCACGCAUGGACAUGCGUCUGUGUUCGAUCUAUGUUUGUGUCUAACAUGUAAUAAAUGUUGGGCCGGGUUCACUGUCUAUUGCCUGUUGUUUUUCCAUUGCUUUUGUGACUGGAUCAGUGUUUAUGUUUCAUUUGAGCUUUGUUUAUUAGCUUUUCUUUGUUAAGUGGGCCAAUUUGUAGGAUCUGAUCAUUUAGAGACAUAUUUAUAUAUACUAAGUAUUAUAUAUUAUAUAUAUUGGCAGGCAGAUAUCAACUGGUAUUUAAUGAUCACAUAUAUCUAUUAGCACAUAUGUAUAUAGAGAUUAACAGCAUUUAAGUAUUGUUAAAAUGUUUUCUACAUGACAUAUUUUUCUCCUUUUGUUAACUGUAAAAUAGUCUCCCACCCAACAUGCUGUACAUGUCACAACUCACUGUCAGUUAUGUUUAUUUAAUAUAAAUUAUGGAAUAUCAGCCACUACAAAAUAAUUCUAAACCUAAAACAUCAACGUGUCAAAAUGUCCACAGCGGUCAGGUUUUAAGUAUGUGCUAACACAUCAGAGCAAGUGAAGAACAAAAACUUGCUGACAUGACUGUUGAAUGCAAGGCUCAAUGAAAGGCAUUUAAUCGAAUCCAGUCCCAGUGGAAAACCUGAACAUCAGAGGCUUUGUGUCCUGCCCGGACGUCUCUUGUCUCUCCUUCCUUUUUUUCCCCCUUUUUUUCCGUUUGCUCUUGUUGUUGGAUUUGUCCUCCUUUCAGAUGGCUGGUAGCCAUGCUGCUCUCCUCCCUGUGUAGCCUUGCCCUGUGGUGGAUUGUGUAUGGCUUCCCUUCUUCCAUCCUGCAUUUCUGUAUAGACGGGUUAGGAUUUCAAUGAGUUCUACCGCCCGUCAGCCCCCA
Molecule: messenger RNA, 4131 nt
Organism: Scomber japonicus (chub mackerel)
Lineage: Eukaryota; Metazoa; Chordata; Actinopteri; Scombriformes; Scombridae
Gene: cdc14b
Product: cell division cycle 14B
Exons: 13
Coding region: 223-1719 (498 amino acids)
Biological process (GO): protein dephosphorylation; regulation of exit from mitosis; cilium assembly
Cellular component (GO): spindle pole; mitotic spindle; centrosome
Molecular function (GO): protein tyrosine/serine/threonine phosphatase activity; protein serine/threonine phosphatase activity
Source: RefSeq, a predicted model, not a curated record